Messenger RNA from Verticillium alfalfae VaMs.102, 645 nucleotides. RefSeq lists its product with no specific name. The transcript is spliced from 2 exons. NCBI's taxonomy places the organism in Eukaryota, Fungi, Ascomycota, Sordariomycetes, Glomerellales, Plectosphaerellaceae. The record is from RefSeq and is a predicted model, not a curated record. Bases 1 to 645 code for a protein of 214 amino acids.
AUGCACAUACCACCUGACCCAGGUUCGUCGGCGUCGCCUCCUGCAGGGGUUGGCGAAUCCAACUCCCUGCCGGUUUCUCUCGACCACCCUGCCGAAGAGCAUCAUGUCCCCGGUCCAACGAAGCCCUCCCAGCCAGUCGUCACUUUGCCGCCACCCUACACUGCUGCGGACGUGCCAUCACAGUCGACGGGGGCAGUCGCCGGUUCAUCUGACCAAGUCUCAUCGCAACCGCAGAAUGCUCCUACCAAGAACCAAACCGCCUUUCUCGCCCAAGUAGGAAAAUGGUUUGAAGCCCACAAACUUGCAGCCAGUUGCAUCGCACUCUUCGUUGCUUUCGCCGGGUUGCUGGUGCCAUCAUCUCCGUGUUCCCUAGCUUCAAAAGCCAGUAUCUGUCUGAAGAAGCACUUGAGCUCUCCCGCUGGACAGCUUUCAAGGAUUAUAUCCAGGUGUGCAGUGAACUUGUGGCUUCGUCGUCUUAGACAGGGCAAGUAUUACGAAAAGUGCUCCAACACCAACCCACGCAGUAUCCAUGCCAAUCCGGGCCAUGGACCAGUGCGGUCGGAACAAGCCGGGUUACGCACAGGGUAUUCCUACCGCACUGCCACGCGCUUGUUCAGGAGAAGCUAUCAUCCGGAGCUGGCGUGA